Molecule: messenger RNA, 1216 nt
Organism: Mya arenaria
Lineage: Eukaryota; Metazoa; Mollusca; Bivalvia; Myida; Myidae
Product: agrin-like
Exons: 5
Coding region: 47-955 (302 amino acids)
Molecular function (GO): protein binding
Source: RefSeq, a predicted model, not a curated record
UUUUAGACUACAUAUUACUGUUUCAAUAAUUACCGCACAUAUAGACAUGGCAAUAAUUAAAAUAGGAAUAUGCGAAAUAUGUGUUGCGUGCUUUAUUUUAGGUGCGCUAUACUGCUGCCACUGCGCUCCGCUGGCGGCCGACUGUGACCGAAUCAACGCCCUCGACUGCAACGCCACCUACAAACCAGAAGGCAACGAAACCGUGUGUGGCUCCGACCUGAACGUCUACCCUAACCUAUGUUUUUUCGCCAAAGCCAAAUGCAAGGACACCGCGUUAAAUAUUCUCUACACAGGCGGCUGCAUCUACACGACGCCGAUACCCGGAAACACCACGACGACUACAGGGACGGUGGCGCCGGUAUUUCCUGUCGGUGGAAACGUGAGCGACCCUGACUUCAUCAUACAUGAGCAGUUCUGUACAUACAAGGACCAGAUUAACUGCCCGGACACCCUGGACCCUAUUUGUGGAUCAGACCACAAGUUUUACCAAAAUGACUGCGAGUUUGCAAAGGCCAUGUGUAACAACACGUCUCUCCUAGUGGAGAACGACCUUGACUUAUGUAAAAACAACACAAACCGCAGAUCCAUGCAUCUAGAGGCGGCGACUUCAAAUGUACGGCGGUCAGCGCAGGCAGCAGUCCCUGUAGGGUCGCAGGGAUAUCGGGGCUUGGGAAUAUCUGCGAACGCGGUCAGGGUCCAUCAAGAUUCUUUUGGGGAAGAAAGGCGACGACGUGACACUCACACCGGAAGUAUUUUCCGUGAACAAUGGUGUUCAAACAUCGACCAGGUCACCUGCUCAGAUGAGCUGCGCCUCGUUUGUGGAACAAACCGGAAAUUCUACAGAAACCAGUGCGAGUUUGCCAAGGCGGAGUGUCAAGACCGCACCUUAAGGAUCCAGACCGAUUUGAGCGUCUGCACGACCAGGAGGAGCAGCAACGCAUUUGAGCUUGCUUAAGUUGCUGAUCAGCCCCGCCUAUCUUAACUUAUGGCAAUGCACUUAUCAAUAUUUUGCACAAAAGAUUCUUCAGAGACCGCGAAAGACUCCCAGCAGUAGGGGUUUGGAUGGACCAGGCCUGACCUGUUCGUAAUCACUGCCCAACAAGAGAAGCAGUUUUGACUGAAUCCAAGGGUAUAACCGCCACUUACCCCUAACACUGGGGUAGCUCCACGCAGUGUUACUUCCCUUACAGUGCAGUAAUCAAUGCCACCAUGCACG